Molecule: messenger RNA, 2031 nt
Organism: Brassica rapa (field mustard)
Lineage: Eukaryota; Viridiplantae; Streptophyta; Magnoliopsida; Brassicales; Brassicaceae
Molecular function (GO): zinc ion binding; nucleic acid binding
Source: RefSeq, a predicted model, not a curated record
AUGCCUAGUGAGUUAUCCAGUGACACUGACUCAGAUGAUGAUAUGGCGGUCCCCGUUUUGCGAACGUCGGUUGAUAUAGGCGAAGGAGCGAACAUGCCAGUGCGUAGACGUUUAAUAUUUGGGAUUCCAAAACCAAUAGAAGACCCUAAUAAUAGUUCAACAAGUUCACAAGAAGGUGAACAGAUGCCACCUGAUGACGGAAUAAAUUGUAGAAGAUUUGAUCAAGCUUUACAUGACAUGCUGAAUGAUCCAGAAAAUCCGGCUCUGCUUGGUCGGGAUGCCCCUCCGGUUUUCAACGCGCGCCUAGUAUCAGGUGUCGACUCCGCACUAUCUGAUGUUCACUACGAGGGAGAUGAGAUAUUUGUUGGGCGAGUCUUCAAGUCUAAAGCGGACUACAAAAUAAAGCUGGCCAUACAUGCAAUAAAUCGAAAGUUCCAUUUCAAGACCACCAGAUCAAAUACGUCGCUGCUUGUGAUUCAGUGUGUUGGACAAUCAUGUCCAUGGCGCGUUUAUGCAAUGCUGUUAGAUGGUACUGGUAACUUCCAAGUCCGACAAGCUUGUCUAACUCACACAUGCAUUGUUGACGAGCGUCAGAACUUCCACAAACUUGCGACAACACAAGUCAUAGGAGAGAUUCUACGGUCCCGCUUUGUAGGAAUUAAGAAGGGCCACAGUACUGCAGUAAUAAGGAAAAUACUGCUUGAUGAAUUCCAUGUGAAUGUAUCAUAUUGGAAAGCUUGGCGCGCAAGGGAGCUAGCCAUGGAACAGGCCAUGGGGACAAUGGCCGGGACCUAUUCAUUGAUUCCAGCAUAUUUGGGAUUGUUGCAAUGCUCAAACGAAGGCACCCUUUGCUUUAUGGAGCAAAACGAUGAACCAGAGGGGGGCACACGCUUUAUAUACUGCUUUGUUGCUUAUGGAGCUUCUGUAGCAGGGUACGCCUUCAUGAGGAAAGUAGUCGUUGUUGACGGCACUUCAAUGAAAGGGAAGUAUGGCGGGUGCCUCUUAUCCGCAGCCACACAUGACGGAAAUUUCCAAAUAUUUCCUCUUGCUUUUGCGAAGCUGAGCACAUUUGUCAGUGACUGCCCGGAGCUUGUCUUUAUCUCGGACAGACAUGCUAUCAUUUACACCGGCCUUCGUAAGGUGUACAAAGAAGCACACCAUGCAGCGUGUGUGGUCCAUCUAUUGCGGAAUAUUCAAAUCCUCUAUAAGUCACCGAGACUUGGAAACCUAAUGGCCGCUGCAGCUCGCGCAUUCACUGUCACGGAAUUUAACAGGCUGUUCCUACAGAUACAGACAAUUAACCCUGCCUGUGAUGCAUAUCUAGUGGAUAUAGGGUUUACGCACUGGACAAGAGCACACUUCAAAGGUCAAAGAUACAAUAUAAUGGACUCUAGCAUAGCUGAGUCAUGGAAUGACGCCAUUAAAGAGGCAAGAGAGUACCCACUGAUCAUGAUGCUCGAGUAUAUACGUACAACGGUGAUGGGUUGGUUGGCAUUGCGUCGUGCAAAAGCAAACAACGAGAAGGGAACAUUGACACCAAACAUGCGUAAACUUGUUGAAGAAAUCUAUGACCUCUCAACUGCCUUAGCUGUGCGUGACAUAAGUGAACUAGAGUUCCAAGUGCAUGACCCUAGGGGAGAGUGUUUCACCGUUAACUUAGCCGUUGGGAGUUGUUCUUGUAGAGAGUAUGACGAAAUUGGAAUCCCCUGUCUGCAUGCUCUAGCAGCAGCCUCGAAGGUUGGGUUCCCAUCUGACGCAAUGGUUGCACCAGCGUAUCGGGUCCCAACAUGGAGACAAGGAUUUGCUGGAAAAAAUUAUCCAGUUCCUUCGGUUGGUGGGUCACAAGUAGGUUCUUCUACAACGGCCGAACUUCUUCCCCCUGCAGUCCGCAGACCAUCUGGACGUCCUAGGAAGGUUCGCAUAAAGUCUCGUGGAGAGUUCAAGAAGUCAGGACAGUUAUCAUCAAACAGGAGAUGCGCACGUUGUGGCCAGACUGGGCACAACAGGACAUCUUGCUGCAAUCCUAUAUGA